AUGUCAUAUCAAUUGAGUGCAACACUUAAAGGUCACAACCAGGACGUCAGAGAUGUGGUAGCCGUGGAUGAUUCGAAAAUUGCCAGUGUUUCGAGGGAUGGAACAGUUCGUUUGUGGACUAAGGACGAUCAGUGGAAAGAUACGGUAGUUUACAAAGGCGACGGAUUCUUAAAUAGUGUGUGUUAUGAUUCCGAAAAAGAGCUAUUACUUUUUGGCGGGAAGGACACUAUGAUCAACGGUGUGCCCUUGUUUGCCACCUUAGGGGAGGAUCCAUUAUAUACCUUGAUUGGCCAUGAAGGGAACGUUUGUAGUUUGUGUUUCCAAGAUGGCAUUGUGGUAAGCGGUAGUUGGGACAAAACUGCGAAAGUUUGGAAAGACGGGUCGUUGGUUUACGAUUUGCAAGCGCACAGUGCCUCUGUAUGGGAUGCCAAAGUUGUAUCCUUGACCGAAAAUAAGUUCUUGACUGCCUCUGCGGAUAAGACAAUCAAGCUAUGGCAAAACGAUAAGGUGAUCAAAACCUUUACCGGAAUUCAUAACGAUGUAGUGAGGCACCUGGCUAUGGUGGAUGAUGGUCAUUUUAUUAGUUGUUCUAAUGAUGGCCUUAUAAAAUUGGUUGAUAUUCAUACAGGCAAGGUAUUAAAGACAUACGAAGGCCACGAAAGCUUUGUAUAUUGUGUCAAAUUAUUGCCCAACGGCGAUAUUGUAAGCUGCGGCGAAGACCGGUCGAUCCGUGUAUGGUCCAAGGAGGAUGGUUCAUUGAAGCAGGUCAUUACACUUCCUGCCAUUUCCAUUUGGUCUGUCGAUUCUAUGCCAAACGGGGAUAUUGUUGUUGGAAGCAGUGAUAACCUUGUUAGGAUAUUCUCACAAGAUAAAUCAAGAUGGGCCACAGAAGAUGAAAUAAAUGAACUAUCAAAGCAGGUGGAGAAAUCUACUAUAAGCUCGAAGACAAUGGAAUUCGAUGAGUCUAAAUUGUCACCUUACCAAAUAUUAGAAUCUCCAGGAAGUAAGGAGGGUCAAAUAGUGGUGGUUAAAUCACCCCAAGGUAUUAUAGAGGCUCAUCAAUUCUCAAAUUCAUCAUGGAAAAAGGUUGGUGAUGUCGUCGGUGCAGGUGCUACUGGAAACGACCAAAAGGUUGAAUUUGAGGGUAAACCAUACGACUAUGUCUUUGACGUGGAUAUUGAGGAUGGGAAACCUCCCUUGAAAUUGCCUUUCAAUGUCAACGAUAAUCCAUAUACAGCGGCUGACGAUUUUUUGGCUCGCUAUGAACUGCCACUGAGUUAUAGAGAUCAAGUGGUGCAGUUCAUAUUUAAGAAUACAAAUGGUGUGUCACUAGAUCAACAGGUAGGAAACACUAAUACUUCCUCUUCUGUACCAUCAUCUUCAACAGCAGGUACCAUGAAAAUCCUUCCUGUCAGGCAGUACCUUGUUAUGGACAACUUCAACCCAGAUACUAUUUUCAAUGGAAUUGUGAAAAUCAAUUCUAAUGAGAAGACCUUCGACGAUGAAAUUCUGGCCCAAAUAGGUGGCGCACUACACGACAUCGAUGAAAGUUGGGAAUUGUUACUGUCAUUUGCUAACACGAUAAGAUCCAAGUGGGAAAUCAAGACUCCUGCAUACGACAUUGUACGAUUGAUCGUGAAAAGAUUACCGUAUUCUUCAGAUAUCAAGGAUUACAUUGAAGAAGGGUUGGGUAAUAAGAAUAUCAUAUUGGCCAUGCUGACUGUGCGUAUCUUGGUGAAUUGUUUCAAGAAUGAAAAAUGGGGGUUAAAACUACUGCAAUCAAAUCAAGUCUAUAAAUCAAUUUUUGAAACUGUAGAUACCGAAUUUUCGGAAGCAUCUGCGAAACAGUCACAGAAUUUGGCCGUUGCUGUUUCGACCUUAAUUUUCAACUAUUCAGCUCUUGUGAUAAGAAAAACCUCUGAUUUGGAACUUCUCCCAAUUAUAGCUGACGCCAUAAACACCAAAUAUGGACCGCUAGAAGAAUAUCAAGAAUGUGAAGAAGCCGCAUAUAGACUUGCCAUGGCCUACGGAAACCUGGCUACUGUCGAGCCUACGUUAAGACAGUUUGCCAAUUCUGUAACUUGGCUUGGGAACGUGAAGAGAAGCUAUGGAAACGUGCCAAGAUUCAAGGAUCUUUUUGACGAUAUGUUCUAA
Saccharomyces mikatae IFO 1815 is the source of this 2154-nucleotide messenger RNA. RefSeq names its product Doa1p (gene DOA1). The transcript has a single exon. Gene Ontology annotation, molecular function: ubiquitin binding; phosphatidylinositol binding. Gene Ontology annotation, biological process: ubiquitin recycling; proteasome-mediated ubiquitin-dependent protein catabolic process. Lineage: Eukaryota; Fungi; Ascomycota; Saccharomycetes; Saccharomycetales; Saccharomycetaceae. Gene Ontology annotation, cellular component: nucleus; cytoplasm. The record is from RefSeq and is a predicted model, not a curated record. The coding region runs from base 1 to 2154 and encodes 717 amino acids.